Molecule: messenger RNA, 2788 nt
Organism: Formica exsecta
Lineage: Eukaryota; Metazoa; Arthropoda; Insecta; Hymenoptera; Formicidae
Gene: Arp8
Product: actin-related protein 8
Exons: 8
Coding region: 243-1946 (567 amino acids)
Biological process (GO): regulation of DNA-templated transcription; double-strand break repair
Cellular component (GO): Ino80 complex
Source: RefSeq, a predicted model, not a curated record
GGUGCUCACUCCUGUUAAUCUUUACUCAAUGUUUAAGGCAUGAUAUGAAAUAUCGUUGACAAUUUUUGAAAGCUUCCGAAAAUUGAAAUAAAAUACCAAAAUAGAGAAAAAUAUAAAAAUAUAUAUAAAGAAGAAAGAAAAUAUUCUAUACUUUGUACUGAUAUAUCUUAAAAGAAACAAAUAAUGAUAAAAGAAGAGGAAUAAAUUCAAACAAAGCGAUUUCAACAUUAUAUUGCGAGAAAAUGCCAGUUUAUCAGGAAGCAGAACAAAUCCAAGCACAAACUAUCAUUGUUAUUCAUCCUGGCUCUAUGUAUUUGCGUAUGGGUCGUGCUUCUGACCUGAAGCCUGUUACAUUGUUACAUGCAGUGGCAAGGAGACGUUUACCAAGUGGAAUAAAAUAUAAGGACAGUUUUCUGCCACCAGCUGUAAUAUUAACGAAGGAGUUAACGCAAGCAAUGGAAGAGUCUCGACUGCAAGUAUCACAUACUUUACAAUCCUGCUUACAAUCGGAUGGAAGUCGAAGAUAUGCAACUCCACCACAGCAAAUAGCAGCCUUCAAUCGCCGAUCCAUCCCAGAAAUUUCUUCUCCAUGCAACAUGAAAUGGACAAAAACUGACUGUGACAUAAUUGUUGGUGAUAAUAUUUUGUCAUUAGAUCCAGAGGAAGAAUCUAAUUUUAAUAUCCAUUUUCCUUAUAAAAGAGGUGAACUUAACAUACAUAUGGGUCCAGGCGGCAGUUUAACAGCUAUUAUGGCAGAUUUAAAAACAAUCUGGGAAUAUGUGCUGACUGAAAAGCUGGAUAUUCCUUUGAGAGAUUUAAAACACUAUCGUGCAGUGCUUGUUGUACCUGAUAUCUAUCAUCGACCUUAUUUGAAGGAAAUGACUACAUUAUUAUUGGAUGAAAUUGGUUUUGGUCGCUGUAUUCUAUUACAAGAUCAUGUAGGCGCGCUGUUUGGUGCAGGUUUGGGAUAUGCAUGUGUGGUAGAUGUUGGAGCGCAGAAAAUAUCAGUGUCAUGCGUGGAAGACGCAAUUUCUCAUAAAGAUACGCGAGUACGUAUGGAUUAUGGCAGCGCAGAUGUUACACAGACAUUUUUUUGGCUUUUACAAAAGUCCGCGUUUCCAUACAAAUUAUGCGAUCCCAUCAACAAAUUGGAUGCGUUGCUCUUGGAUCAAUUAAAGAUAGAUUUCUGUCACGUGGAUUUAAAUGUAUGUGGCUCACAGGAGAAAACAUUUGUUGUUAGAAAGCCAAAACAACAAACAGAGAAAUAUACUUUGCAGGUAGGCGAUGAAUGCUUAAUAGCACCUUUGAGCUUAUUUCAACCUGAGUUGUUUAGAAUUACUGGAACUCAUAAUGUUCAUGUUCAAAAACGAUCAUUAGGAGAUCCAGAAGAUCCUUAUGAUGAGAAUUAUUUAAGAGAAACGAGUAGACGUGGAAUGAAAGAAUCUUUAGAUCAUUCAUCAGAAAUGCAGGAGGAAACGGCGACUGUACCUACAAUUGCGGGCGAAGACGAAGUCGUAGUCGACGCGGUCGGCGAUACUGCACCUAGUUUGUCUAAUCGCGAUUUAGAGGUUCCUCGAGAUUUUGUGGUUCCACAACAAUUAUUGGGUCUUGAUCAAGCUAUAUUACAAAGCAUUGAACGAUGUUCCAAUGAAGAUUUCAAAAGAAAAAUGUAUAGUUGCGUGCUAGUCGUCGGAUCGGGUUUGAAGUUUAAGGGUAUUGGUACAUGGCUUCGCAAUCGAAUAUCCCUUCAGACACCUUACAUGUACAGGCCUGAACAACUAGAUAUUAUAACGCAGCCGAAGGAUAUGGAUCCUGGUAUGACGACCUGGAAAGGAGCAGGAAUUUUGAGUUGCUUGGAAUCAGCACAGGAGUUGUGGAUCGCUCGAACCGAAUGGCACCGCUGGGGAGUGAGAAUAUUAAGGGAAAGAUCUCCUUUUUUGUGGUAAAAAAUACCUGCUCUCUUAUUAAUUAAUUAUAAUAAUUUAUUAUAGUAUAUUAGUUAUAGUAUAAUAAUUAAUUAUAGUAUAUUAUAUUAUAAGACGUAUUGUUUACAAGAAAAGCGAAAAAAAUGAAAACAAUGUAGAAAUUCCCUCAUUUACCAUUGAUGAUUAAAAAAUGUGAAACAUUAUUUCUGUUAUAACAACAGAGGAAUGUUUUACUUUUACAUCAAUUUUGUAAUAUUGAUUUCUAAAAUUAAGCAAAAUUAUAGAGAAAAUAUUAAGUUAAGAAUAUUAAGUUAAUUAUCAAGCAUUCAUAAACAAAAUUUUAUAUUUGUUUCCUAUUAAUUAUAUCUCAUAAUAGGCAGCUAUCUGUGGCCUAGUUUACACCGAUAUACUUUAAUACAUAUUAAAUACUAGACUGGCUAGUCAUAGUCAUUCCUCUAAAGAAUGAAAUGGUUGUGAUUGGUCGGUAUAAUAUUUAGUACGUAUUAAAGUAUAUCGAUGUAAACUAGGAUUGUAUAUUGUAUAUCCACUAUUUUUCCUCACAACUUAUAAAUUUUGUGAAUAGAUUUUUUAUUUUUUUCGAUAGAAGCAUUUCAGUAUACUCUGUUCCAAUGCUCUUCAGAAAAUGUGUCAAUGCAUAUAAUAUUUAUUCAAAUAACAUAAUUAAUAUGUUGAUUUUCAUAUCUCGAGUAUAUUACGUGAUCUAUACUUGGCUAUAUUUUUUUAUUAAGCUAUCUACAUAACAUGACUACACCUCGAUUUGUUUAGAAUAAAAAUUGGAGAGGUAAAGUUGAAUGACAUUCGUGUAUUUAUUGCGUAUAUUUUAAAUUCAUGAAUCAGAAACU